CGGUCUCUUUUCCGAUUGCAGUGCUUUCUUCGCGACCGCGGGUAAGUAAUACGUAUCGUCAGUCAAAUCAGGUGUUGUGAUAUUUGAGUAACCAACGAGAAUAUUUGAUCAUGGGCUGCUUGGUCCCUUGAUGUGAUUAGCACCUGGCAGGGUUUCCGCUUCAGUUCGUGUCAUCUAGUAUGCUUGGUAGGGUCUGAAGCACUCACAUGAUGGUUUUUUCCACCCACUUAGCUGCCCCCAAAUGGCUGAAAUCCGUCGAUGCUCACAAACUUGCGAAGAAAAGCAAUCAGGCGAGGAAGGACUCAUCGAAGCAGCGCCCUUACCGACAUCUCUUCCAAAAACACAGCUAGCAAUCCUUCUCCUUGUCCAGAUGCCCGAGCAGCUGACAGCCUCUGUGAUAUAUCCCUUUGUGAACCAGCUAGUCAUGUCAACAGGUAUCACAGGUGGAGAUGACCGUAAAACAGGCUACUAUGCAGGCUUGAUUGAAUCCUUGUAUUAUGCAGUCGAGGCUGUCACGAUUCUGCAAUGGGGUCGCGUAUCUGACCACAUUGGAAGGAAGCCAGUGAUUCUCGUUGGGCUUUUCGGGAUUACAUUGUCUAUCGUCUCCUUUGGAUUUUCGAAUAAAUUCUGGAUGAUUAUCCUCAGCCGUUGUGCACAAGGUGCUCUCAACGGUAAUAUUGGCGUGGUCAAAAGCGCCAUGACCGAGAUCACUGACGCCUCCAACAUGACGCGAGCAUUCGCAUGGCUACCGUUGGCAUGGUCCACUGGUUAUACGCUAGGAUUCCUUAUUGGAGGGGUUCUCUCAGAUCCAGCAACUAAAUGGCCAAACUCCGUCGGACGCUACCCCUUAUUCCAUCGGUAUCCUUAUUUUUUGCCCUGCAUCGUUUCCGCCAGCGUAUCGAUAUCCUCCUGGAUCAUCACUUUACUAUUUUUUAAAGAGUCUUCCUCCAAAAAUAGGACCGUGAGCCAUGGUGAUAACACCAAAAAGUUGGCCAUGCGGGCUGCCACAAUCCACGACAAGCCUGCAGACACCCAGGUCGACGUACUACCUCGCAUGCUAAACGAAGCAGAGAUCGCCAGCCCAGUUUCCACUUCCCUUGAGUCUACAAGGACAAAUUUUCGCUCCAUUCUCAUCCCAGGCGUCAUAAUACCAGUCUUGCACUAUGGUUUGCUGAGCUUCGUUGACCAGUGUAUGCUGGUAUUAAUGCCGCUCAUGUAUUCGACAUCACGUUCACUCGGAGGGCUUGGGUUUAGUAGCACCACCAUUGGGUUGGUGAUGACGAUCUGGACUAUGUUGAACGGCACGAUACAGGUUUAUGCGUUCCCGCGAUUGUUGAGACGAUUUGGACCAAAGAGGUUGUAUAUCACAAGUUUCGCCUUCUUCCUCAUAACAUUUUCCACUUACCCGUUAAUGAAUUAUAUGGCUAGGCGCAAGAUGGAAGCAGGGAUGUGGUUGAUUCUUUGCGUUCAACUCGGUGCAUACAUUGUUGCGUACAACACCUAUAGCUGUAUUAUUUUAUAUGUCAACAAUGGGGCACCGAGCAGGGACUUACUGGGCGCGACAAAUGGCUUAGCACAGACGCUAGGUUCCAUGAUGCGUGCUGUUGGGCCAAUAACAGUAUCUUCACUGUUCGCUCUGUCAUUGCAGAAGAACCUCAUAGGCGGAACAGCCGUAUAUUGGAUAAUGUGCACGAUUGUCAUAUUGGUGCUCGGUUUCUCGACAUAUCUGCCAAAAAGUCUUACUUAGACAUUGUUGUGGUACGAGUGAAGAAGUUACCUCCUAGAUUUUUCAGUAGUCUGUAAAUACUGCGUAUAGAAUAUAUCCAAAGGCGACCGCACAAGGUCUACUUGGACUACUACUAGUCG
Suillus subalutaceus is the source of this 1866-nucleotide messenger RNA. RefSeq names its product major facilitator superfamily domain-containing protein. Gene Ontology annotation, molecular function: transmembrane transporter activity. The record is from RefSeq and is a predicted model, not a curated record. Lineage: Eukaryota; Fungi; Basidiomycota; Agaricomycetes; Boletales; Suillaceae. Gene Ontology annotation, biological process: transmembrane transport. The coding region runs from base 242 to 1747 and encodes 501 amino acids. The transcript has 7 exons.